Molecule: messenger RNA, 975 nt
Organism: Serendipita indica DSM 11827
Lineage: Eukaryota; Fungi; Basidiomycota; Agaricomycetes; Sebacinales; Serendipitaceae
Source: the annotation of a GenBank genome assembly
AUGAUCAAGUCCGCUGCCUUUGCGCUCCUCUCCCUUGCGACCGCUGUCUUGGCACAGUCGUCUGCCCCUUCGAACCAGUGCCAGACGUUCCUCCAAAGCCUCAACAACGACCAGGGCAUCAGCGGUUGUCUCAACGCCCUCAUUGGCGCAACAUCCGACUUUGACCCAAGCAACACUGCCAAUGGCGGCAAUGCGACUUCUGCUGCCGCCAUCACUGCUGCCCUGAAUAAGAUUUGCCCCGCCAGCUUUACCGCUUGCGACGAGUCCAAGAUUCGCAUGAAGCUCGCCGAAUUCUACACGCAGUGCCAGGCCGAUCUCCUCGGUACAAAUGGCGAUGGCACCAACGGCAACAAGGAUAUCAUCAACACCUAUGACGUUCUCUACCUCCUCGUCCCGCUCAAGAAUGCCAUUUGCUCGCGAGAUACGGACGGCAAGUUUUGCGUCAACAAGAUGUCCCCCUCGACCUCGACUUCGGCUUCUGCUACUGGCACCGCGAGCGGAAGCGCUUCUUCAAGCUCUGCCACCACCCCCGCACGGCGCUACAUCGAGCCAUAUAUUGUCGCACGUGGACCCGAAGACAACACCAACAGCACUUCUGGCCAGCUCACGUUGGGCGGACUCGGCGGCCAAAGCGACCAGAUGCGCAACGAUGGUCUCCCUUACCUCUUCAUGACCACCAACACGACCGACGCCGAAUUGUGCACGCACUGCACGGCCGAAGUCGUCGGCGCGUACAUUGCGUUUGAAAACGUGACGCCAUAUGCGCUCGGUUUGACGCGUAGCCCAAUCCUCAGCGGCCAAGCUGCGCUCUGGCAGAGGCUCAAGACGUGCAAUGGUGGCCAGCUCGUCAGGGAUAUUCUUGCCGCUUCAGUCGGCUCGGAGCCGCAGUAUAAUGCUGCGUUUGCCGGUGCGGGCGUCAACACUUGGCUCGCGGGCGGUGCCGCGCUCUUGUUUGGUGCUACUGCUCUCUUCUAA